AUGAAGACCUUCGGUACUCUAGUCAUCGCCAGUGCUCUGAUUGCCUGCGCCGUUGCCCUCAUCACCGACGAACAGCGUGAAGCGGCCCGCCAGCUGGCCGGUAAGUGUAUGCAGCAGACCGGCGCCUCGGAGGAGGAGGUGAACCGUCUCCGCUCGGGGGACACCGAGAACACGGACCGUGACACGCGCUGCUUCGUGCAGUGCUUCUUCCACGGAGCCGGUUUCGUCGACGCCGACGGCAACGUGCAGAAGGCGGAGCUGACAGAGAAGCUGGCGUCCGAGUACGGCCAGGAGAAGGCGGAAGAGAUGGUCGCCCGGUGCGGUGACAACGCCGGUCCGGAUGCCUGCGAACGGUCGUUCCGUCUGCUGGAAUGCUACCUGGCGAACCGCGCCACGCUGAUGUUCUAA
Anopheles coustani is the source of this 408-nucleotide messenger RNA. RefSeq names its product general odorant-binding protein 56d-like. Gene Ontology annotation, molecular function: odorant binding. The transcript has 2 exons. Lineage: Eukaryota; Metazoa; Arthropoda; Insecta; Diptera; Culicidae. The record is from RefSeq and is a predicted model, not a curated record. Gene Ontology annotation, biological process: sensory perception of smell. Bases 1 to 408 code for a protein of 135 amino acids.